AUGGCCAGACGAAACCAAUCAGCAUCGUAUCCCUACACAGGAAUUCUCAAAGUAUACUCUACAGAAGAUGACAGUCUUGUAGUCUGGACGAAUCCGCGGCAUAUCCACCUACACAUGAAGACCUCAUCGGGAAAGACUAUUUGCUGCGACUCCUUCACCGCAGGCGGUAUCGUCGAGAACCCCGUCGGCACACUACAUUUUCUAACAUCCGACCGGCUCGUGCCCGCAGAUGUAGAGCCGCAUAUGGACACGAACGAUAAGACCUGUGGAUGUAUUGGCAUGCUCAAGGACCUCCACAGACAGUAUGGCCUAACCCUCCUCGCUCGCACCCGGUACAAUCAGGUCAUCCAGGGGCGCCUUACAGUCCUGCCGCGCAAGGCAAUAGACCCAUCAUAUCAAGGCUCUCGAUUGGUAAUCGCGCAAUUCGAUCCUGCCCUUGCUUAUGUGGAUGAAGGCAUGUGGGUGUAUGCCAGACAACCAAGCGCUGAGAUGUUGGACAGUAUGACGAACGAGAUGCUUGCGAGGCUGGACGGUGGGCCGUACCAUACUGAGACUUUCCGUUACCGGUAUAAUUUCACCCAUUUCAAUCAGCCUUACUAUAAUCUCCGUAUCGUAGGCCAUAUCGUGGAAAUCCGUAGUCGCGAUCCGAAUGGAUAUGUGGAGGUGGCGAUACAGUGCUCACAUGAGGUGUUGAAUAAUUCCGCCGAUGUGAUCCGUAUCGAACUCGAAGACCACAAGAAUAACUUGACAGCCUUGCAGACAGUAAUUGCACCUCCUUGGGUCUCUUCGCAGAGUAUUCGCAGCACCUCGGCCAUUCUAUGGAGUUGUAUUAUAACUCUUACCGCAUGUAUUUACACCUCGCUCCACCUAAAUAUAUCUACCAAGUCCGGCUGGCAGCAUCGCUCAUGGGAGAAGAUCAAAUGGGUCAUUGUUGCAAUUCUUGCACCGGAAAUAGUAGUUUACAUGGCGUUCUCUCAGUACCUCGAAGCGCGAUUACUUUUCAAAAAGCUUAAUAAGGAGAUGGAAGAGAAAGAAGGAGAAAAGGUACACCCGGAAUUUGACCUUCGUUACGGGUUUUUUGUUGUCAUGGGCGGCCUGCAGGUUUCAUACGGCGAGGAUACUAAGACUCUAUUAUCCGAAGCGGUAGUUAGUCUUGCUGAAAAAGGCGAGUUUAUUCGUAUACCACGAGAGAGUAUCGACGACAGAAGCAAGGCAGACGCAGUGAAAAAAACGUUGGUUCUCUUUCAGGUGUCAUGGAUGGUUAUGCAGUGCAUUUCCAGGAAAGCAUAUGGUCUACCGUUGACACUUUUAGAGAUUCAUACCAUGGUACAUGUUGUUUGUGCGUUUAUAUUAUAUAUAUGCUGGUUCGAGAAACCGCUAGACGUGUUAAGCCCCGAUAUCCUAAGCUUCUCAAACGUUUCUGAUCGUCUAAAGAAUCUUCUGGAAUCUCUACAAUCUGAAGACGGGGCCAAACUCAAACGGUCUAAAUCUAGACAUAAGUCUAUAUACAUAGAGCAGAGACUCACCGUUUGGUGUAAAUAUGACUAG
Molecule: messenger RNA, 1548 nt
Organism: Daldinia childiae
Lineage: Eukaryota; Fungi; Ascomycota; Sordariomycetes; Xylariales; Hypoxylaceae
Exons: 6
Coding region: 1-1548 (515 amino acids)
Source: RefSeq, a predicted model, not a curated record